This is a messenger RNA of Neoarthrinium moseri, 2292 nucleotides long. RefSeq lists its product as uncharacterized. Gene Ontology annotation, molecular function: protein binding. The record is from RefSeq and is a predicted model, not a curated record. Gene Ontology annotation, biological process: regulation of barbed-end actin filament capping. NCBI's taxonomy places the organism in Eukaryota, Fungi, Ascomycota, Sordariomycetes, Amphisphaeriales, Apiosporaceae. The coding region runs from base 1 to 2292 and encodes 763 amino acids. Gene Ontology annotation, cellular component: nucleus; cytoplasm. The transcript has a single exon.
AUGCCGGAGUUGGACGUCCAUACUAUCUGCGACCUUCCUCCUGAGCUGCUUCUCCAAGUGGCCCAACACAUAUCCUUCAAAGACCACGCUCGAUGGCUCCUGGCAGAUCGACGACAUACGAGCUGUCUUUGCCCUAUCUUGUAUCUCAGGCUGCUACCAUCAAGGACAGCGGCCUCAAGCUCGGGUGGGAAUGCUACUCAGAUUACCCGACAAGAUGUGGUGUGGUGGGCAGUAGAGCAUGGGCUCGUCUGUACCUUGGAGAAUGUCGACAAGGUUGAGGACAUGGCAUCCUUCUUCGACACAACUCUGACUUCAAGUGCGGCUGGUCUCGAGUUAACGCCCAUCCACCAAGCUGCCCUCUGCGGACACACACCUGUCAUCGACUAUUUGCUGCAAAAGGGGGCGAAUGUCAACGCCAGCACCACAAAUGGCUUCCUUCCCAUGCAUUUGGCUAGGACAGGUGAGGUGGUACACCUACUUGCUGACCGUGGCGGGCGGCUUGAUCACUAUGUCACUGAAUCCGGUAUGUCGGCUCUGACAAGCAGCAUCUCCAACAAGUGCGAGCCCAGCGCUGUCACCGCGCACCUCCAGCUCGGGGCAGAUCCAAACCAUGUCGCCCAGGACGGCACAACGGCUGCCGAAAUCGCAAUUGUACAAGGCUACGUUGAUGCUCUUCGUAUCCUUCUCGAUUUCGGCGUCGAUGCGAACAAGCCUCUUCCAAAUGGAGGUUCCCUGCUAUACAGAGCCAUAUGGCUUGGGGGGAGAGAUCACAAUGCCGAAAUGGCCACAACUAUGGCCACCAUGCUCCUGGAUCGAGGAGCAUCUCCCAACAGCGGCCUCGAUUCAGCAUUGGACGCCUUACACAACAGCGAACCAUGCCAUACACCGAUUUUGUUUCUGGCCGUGAUGAUGCCAUCUUCCGUUGACUUGGUUCAGCUGCUUCUGGAGAGAGGCGCAGAUCAGUCCAUGCCAUAUACUAGGUAUAGAGAUCCCUUCUACACGGCUGAGAAGCCACUCCGUGGAUUCGAACAGGCCUAUGAUAAAUCCCUUGUCGCCAACCUUGUUGCUGCCAUGGUCAAUUCCGGGGCUUAUCCUCCAGACCCUGAGGGUAUCCGAAAACUAGAGCUAUUGAUCCAGUACGGCGGCAACAUCGACACGACAAUUCAGGACCAAACGUUGCUGCAGUAUAGUCUGCGUCAGGAUGGCUCACAAGCCGAGAAGGCCUUGGACAUAGUCCAACCCCUCAUCGCACUCGGCGCUGAUGUAACCCGUGUCGACUCGGAAGGCAAUAGCACUCUCCACCUCCUGUGCGGGAGCUUCUUCCACCGAGUCCAACGGCGUUGGGACUAUUCUCGUAGCAUAUGGUGCACUAUGCUGCUCCGGCCGUCGCCCCUCUCUUCGCUUAUCGACGUGCUUGUGGAUCGGGGUGCCGACCCUAACGCAAAGGACGCUCAUGGAAGGACUCCCUUGAUUCUUCUAUGCAGGCAUGCGCACACAGUCGCAACGGCAUUGCUGAUAAAUGUUCUCAUACAGCAUUGGCGUGUCGACGUCAACGCCGUAGACAGGCGAGGCUGGAACGCGCUGCACUACGCUACCGGAGAACCGGCGGACCCGUUCCACCACGAACCCUGCUUCCGCCUGCAGGUGCUCUUGAGCCGCGGCAAUGAGAGAGCGGCCUUUGGUGCGAAUGAUCUGAAUGCUUACAGUGCGUCUGGGCGUACGCCUCUCCACCUGUUACUCGAAGCGCGAGAUAGGCCAUCGGGCCGACGCGACGAGGAGAUGCAACGGCGGAUGAUGACCAAGACAAGGGCUCUGACAAUGUUAAUACGGGCCGGCGCCGAUGUGCGAGCGCGAACACGCCGGUCAUCAGAAGCUAGUAUUUCAUCGGCCACCAGUGCCGGUGGGGGAGAUACGCCUCUGCACCUGGCAUUGCAGGGCCACGAACUGGAAAUGUCGUUUUCCACUCGGCUUCUUCCCCGCCACGGCGCAACUGCCGACAUCAACUACGUGUCGCCGAGCCUAGGACUGACGCCGCUGAUGAUGGUAGUGGCGGCAGCAGGUCGCGGUGAGUUGUCCCGGAACAUAACCGAGGAAAUGAGUCGCUUGCUGUUGACGGCUGGAGCGGAUGCUCAGAUGCGUGACGCCAAGGGCCGUACUGCUUGGGACAUAUUUGUGGAGCUCAAAGGCCUGCCCUCGUCCAUCUCGCCGUGGACUUUGUGUUUAGAAGGGGUGGCGCCUGGGAAUCUGGGCACUGACAAUAGCCCUGGUCCAAAGGACAGAUCGAUUUUGUAA